Fusarium fujikuroi IMI 58289 is the source of this 903-nucleotide messenger RNA. Its product is annotated as related to Gop-2 protein. Gene Ontology annotation, molecular function: GTPase activity. The transcript has 2 exons. Bases 1 to 903 code for a protein of 300 amino acids. NCBI's taxonomy places the organism in Eukaryota, Fungi, Ascomycota, Sordariomycetes, Hypocreales, Nectriaceae. The record is from RefSeq and is a predicted model, not a curated record.
AUGAGCAAGUUCGGUGCCAUGAUCAUGGGCCCAGCGGGCGCGGGCAAGUCUACUUUCUGCGCCGCCCUCAUCACUCAUCUUAAUCUUAAUCGCCGUUCUGCCUUUUACAUUAACCUUGACCCUGCCGCCGAAUCAUUUGAGCAUGAACCAGAUCUCGACAUUAAAGAACUUAUUUCUCUCAAAGAUGCUAUGGAGGAAGUUGGCCUCGGACCUAACGGUGGCCUGAUAUAUUGCUUUGAGUUCCUUAUGGAGAACCUCGACUGGUUGACUGAAGCUCUCGACAGUCUAACUGAAGAAUAUCUCAUUAUCUUCGACAUGCCUGGCCAGAUCGAAUUAUACACACAUGUCCCUAUUCUACCCGCUCUGGUCAAAUUUCUGUCCCAGCCGGGCUCUCUUGAUAUCCGCAUGGCCGCUGUCUAUCUCCUCGAAGCCACGUUCGUCGUCGAUCGAGCAAAGUUUUUCUCUGGUACUCUUAGUGCUAUGAGUGCCAUGCUCAUGCUCGAGGUGCCACACAUCAACAUUCUAUCCAAGAUGGAUCUCGUCAAGGGCCAAGUGAAGAAGAAGGAUCUCAAGCGCUUCCUUACACCCGACGUAGGUCUGCUCGACGAUGACCCCAUCGAGCGUGCGCGUCGUGUUACAGAGGGUCCUGAAGCCGAAGAUGACGAGUCAAAGGCACCUGACGAGAAGGAACAAGUGAUGAAAGGUGCUAGUUUCCGACGACUGAACCGAGCUGUGGCUGGCCUGAUCGAGAGCUUCAGCAUGAUCAACUAUCUCAGGCUAGACGUGACCAACGAGGACAGCGUUGGUGCUAUUCUGAGCUACAUUGAUGACUGCAUACAGUUCCACGAAGCUCAGGAUCCCAAAGAGCCCCACGAUGAGGAAUAUGAGGAUCAUGAUGACUAG